This is a messenger RNA of Durusdinium trenchii, 1548 nucleotides long. The record is from the annotation of a GenBank genome assembly. Lineage: Eukaryota; Dinophyceae; Suessiales; Symbiodiniaceae.
AUGGCUCUCAUGACCUGCAGGAAGCUGGAGGACAAACUUGCAAACCACAAGAUCGAGCUCAGGCCGUGGACCCUCAACCUCAACCUUGAAGACUUGCGCAAAAACCGGGAGAUGCCUGGUGCUUUCCUAUCCUUCCUAGGCGUGGCUGACUCAACACUACCACUACGUGGUACUGCUCACCGUGUGGUGAGGGGAGCGCCUGAAUCAGAGGCCAUGGUCAACGCGUUCUGCACCAGUAGCUUGUGGCUUCGGCAAGUGCUCCAGCAGUUUCCUGCUGCUAUCCCAGAGUCCCAGUUCGUGGUCCCUUCACAGUCGAUCCUAUCACACUCCGAACGACGGAACCUGACAGACUUGCAGGAAACUGCCCAAUGGCUCGGAGGCAUCAAUGUCCCUCGCAUGGUGCUGAAGUCUUUGAUGAGUGGUGUGAAGAACAGCUUUGGAACAAUAGUGCUGCACCCUACUUCCUACGACGGCGCCCUUGAGUUGGCAGCGAUCUCGGAGGGGAUGUGGGUCAUGGGAACCAGCAUUGUGGACGCCCACUUCAAGGCUUCAUCGGAUGCUGUGAAGAACCACUUGCUCCAGGCCUGGAAACAAGGAGCCCACCCCAUGGAUGGCCAAUCCAAGAGGCACAAGAAAGACGUUCCCAGUGAUGACCUUCCAAAGGCACCAGAGCUCCCUGAACUCAAGUUGUGUCAACACAACAAUGGGAAGAUCUCAAUACCCCGUGAUGUACGCCAGCACUUCAUGCAAUGCCCAGUGCAUGGACCAGAGUGGCGCGAGCUGCUCGUUGCUUUCGACAAAGACUGGGGGGCCACUCCUCCUCCUGCAGGUGCUGGAGCCUUCAAGCUGGAACCAUUUGACUGGGCUACAUGUUUUUCUGGGUCGCCUACCACUUUGGAUGCCUUGAAGCAAAAGUUUGGGGCUGAUUUGACUGAGAUGGUGGGGAUUGGCAAGACUUUGCUCUAUCUAGCGCCGGGCCCCCAAUUGUAUGUGGGGGCUAAGGAGUGCGCGGUGCACCUGAAAGCCCUGGAGGGGGCAAUCGUGUCGCACGGGGCAGGAUCGUGGUUGACAGGUGACAAGGCGGCUAAGUUCGAGAGCAACAACCCCGACCGUGGCAUUCCGUGCAAGAUUGACUCCGACGACAUCGGAUGCAUCUAUGAGGAGAACAGUGUGGAUGGGCCGAUGCAAUCGUUGAGGACCAUCCUGCAGCACAUCGAAUCCCAGGGCAUCGUAGAUUUCCAGUUGGGUGGGCACAAGGUUGCACGACCGCCGGAUGUCCAGCAGGGUAAAGCCCCUGACCAUUUCGAUGUGAUGCCAGAGGACGGCAACCCACUCAUUUGGAGGCCCCAAGCCAUUCAGGCCAAGAAUUUGAAAGGGACCAACAUUGCGAGCCAUUUCACACUCUCUGCGCUCAAAGAUUCACCGCUGCACCUGGUUUGGAGGCUCCGCCUAUACCCGGCUGAGCGGAUGAUUGCGGCUGCAAAGCCGCUUUGGUUUCUCCCAGCAGAUUUGCAGCCGGCAAAGGACGGUUGCCAGCGCAUCAUUUAG